AUGGUAGAAGAUUUGAAGGAGGGAUACGUGUGGACGUCGAGCAGCGAUGGCAGCAGCAGUAACAGCAGCAGCGCCGAAGAAGAGGGGGUGCCCACCCCGAGCCCCCGUCCUCGGACGCCGGGCUGCGAUCCCACACCGAGGCCCGCCCAGGCGGCCCACCCCUCGCCCGCCGUAUUGGCGUGGGUGAGUAAGGUGGUUGCCGAGGGUGGCGCCCCGGCAGGGGAAGAAGAGGCGGUUGCCACACCAAGGCGCGGAGGGUUGGCGGCCCUCCUUGCCCCUACCGCGCUCCCGGCGGCCAAAGAAGACGCCGUCCCCAUACCGGGAGUGACGGCCGGGGAGGGCGCCGUUGACAAGAUGGCUGUUGACACCCCGGAGGGUGCCGCCUGUCCCCCAUCGUCUGCCGACGGCGGCCGACGGAUGCCGCCAUCCCCACCGCCGCGGCUAGCGACCAGCGAUGGAGAGGCGACGGUCGACCCGGGGGUGGAGGCGGCGACCUUGCCGGCGAGCGAGGGCGAGGAGAGGAAGCGGCGGCGACGUCACCGAGAGCGGCGACAAGAAGCGUCCGCGCGGGAGGCUGCCGCGGCAACCGCGGUCGAGGAGGCCCGCCUCACCGAGGGGAGGAGAAAGAAAUCCCUAAAGGCACGCUAUCGCCGGGAGCGAGCGAGGGUGAGGGCGAUGGCCAACGCUGCGGCGGCAGUGGCGCCGCCGUUAUCAACACCGCCGGCGCAGUUCUCCACUCAUGCGCUCCCGACCGUUGUGAGAGCGCCGCCGGCGGAGCCUGCCGACACCGCCGCCGACGGGUGGGGGCCCGGUGGACGCCCGGAGCGGCCCCUCUUCGCAGGUGCCCCACUCCAGGCGGGGGCCGUGGGGUCAGGUCGAUGGGCCUGGUGUGUGGCCUGCGACCGCCCCACGCUGCAAACGUGGAGCAGCAGCGAGGGAGGCGGCGUCCGGCCCGUGGUGGCGCCCCACCAUCCCGCCGACAACCCCGCGGCCCCGUCGGCGACCCCCGCACCAUCCGGCACGACGAUGGCGCCAAUGGUCGUCGAUGAAGAUAUCCGCCGGAUGUCGGACGACACGCUACGCCGGGCCGACCUGCUCAACCGCCACCUACAGCUACGCGUCAUGAAGACGGCCUGGCUACUGGAGGAUGAAAAGGAGCGACGCAGAAAGCAGCUCCCGAGGACGUCCGGCUGA
This is a messenger RNA of Priapulus caudatus, 1194 nucleotides long. Its product is annotated as skin secretory protein xP2-like. The record is from RefSeq and is a predicted model, not a curated record. The transcript has 2 exons. Bases 1 to 1194 code for a protein of 397 amino acids. Lineage: Eukaryota; Metazoa; Priapulida; Priapulimorpha; Priapulimorphida; Priapulidae.